Carica papaya (papaya) is the source of this 1709-nucleotide messenger RNA. The record is from RefSeq and is a predicted model, not a curated record. NCBI's taxonomy places the organism in Eukaryota, Viridiplantae, Streptophyta, Magnoliopsida, Brassicales, Caricaceae.
AAUUGGAUCUAAUAUUGUGAGCUCGAUCCGAGCGUAACAUUCUACGAAAUGGAGUCAUAAAUAGAAGAGACGAGACUACGCGAGACAGAGAUGGAAAAGUUGCAGAGCUUUUUGGGACUGUGAAAGAAAAAGAAGAAGAAGGAAGAAGCAGCGAUCAAGAGGAAGGAGGAGAAACAAGGAGAGAGAGAGAGAGUAGAGAGAGAGGAAAUCGAGAUUUAUCAUGUCUGGCGAGAGGGUUGCGGUUGAGCUCUGCAAGGGCGUCAACGGCCUCGACAAAGUUGUGCUCCGCGAAGCACGUGGCAGCUCCGCUGAGGUGUAUCUGUAUGGGGGUCAAGUGACAUCUUGGAAAAAUGAUCAUGGGGAGGAAUUACUCUUUGUCAGUAGUAAGGCUAUAUUUAAGCCACCAAAAGCAAUCCGUGGAGGAAUCCCAAUAUGCUUUCCUCAGUUUUCAAACCUGGGUCCUCUAGAAGCACAUGGAUUUGCCAGAAAUAGGUUCUGGAGCAUUGAGACUGACCCACCUCCUCUCCCUACAAAUUCUUCCAGUAAGGCUUUUGUUGAUUUGCUCCUUAAGCAGUCUGAAGAAGAUAUGAAGAUCUGGCCUCACAGUUAUGAGUUUCGCUUGAGGGUUGCUUUGGGGCCUGGAGGAGAUCUUAUGUUGACUUCUCGCAUCAGGAACACCGGGACUGAUGGGAAGCCAUUUACAUUCACAUUUGCAUAUCACACUUAUUUCUCUGUUUCAGACAUCAGUGAAGUUCGUGUUGAAGGAUUAGAGACACUAGAUUAUCUUGACAACUUGCAAAAUAGGGAGCGUUUUACUGAACAGGGGGAUGCAAUAACAUUUGAAUCUGAAGUGGACAAGAUAUACCUCAGUACUCCCACAAAGAUUGCUAUUCUAGACCAUGAAAAGAAGAGGACAUUUGUAAUACGCAAAGAUGGACUUGCUGAUGCUGUGGUGUGGAACCCCUGGGAUAAAAAGGCAAAGGCAAUGGUUGAUUUUGGAGAUGAUGAAUAUAAGCAUAUGCUCUGUGUGGAGGCUGCUGCUAUUGAGAAGCCUAUCACACUGAAACCUGGUGAGGAGUGGAGAGGAAGGCUGGAACUUUCUGCUGUUCCUUCCAGUUAUUGUAGUGGCCAACUUGAUCCUCAGAAAGUACUUCAAAGCAGCUAAAAACAUCUUUAGUUCUGGCCAUACUAUGUACAGGUAUUUUGUUGCCACAUGUGGGUGGAUUACGGUAAUGGAUUCGUAGCCCCUUUUAAUUUUAUAUUUUUCUCUCUUGAACUUUUGUUGGGUGGAAAAGGACGGUUCAUGAAUAGCUGAGACUUCUGUGAAAUAAUGUUGCUUUUAGUGGUGAUUGUUUUUCAACCGAAAACCAAAUUAGUGACUGUUCCGGUCAUGUUGAGAUGGAGCAAACAAAGCAUAAAUAGAAAGGUUGAACUUGAACAUUAGUACUGCUGUGACAAAUGUGAAAUUUGUUAUCCUGAUGGAAAUGGAAUCACUUAGCACUGAAAAAUGAAAAUCAGUGUUUAUCUUUGUGUUCUUAUGAUGAGAUUCUUCAACAAAUUACUGUGAGCGUCCAGCAAACGAAGAUAUAAAUGACAGACAAUGAUUUAAUUCAGUUAGGUCGGUUCUGAAGAAUUUGUCCGCAAUAUGUCACUAUUUUGCUGUACGAGAACUAUUUACUUUUGAAUAAGCUUCCUCGUUUCUGUUGUUA